This is a messenger RNA of Cyprinus carpio (common carp), 843 nucleotides long. RefSeq names its product GTPase IMAP family member 8-like. Bases 1 to 843 code for a protein of 280 amino acids. Gene Ontology annotation, molecular function: GTP binding. The transcript has 3 exons. The record is from RefSeq and is a predicted model, not a curated record. NCBI's taxonomy places the organism in Eukaryota, Metazoa, Chordata, Actinopteri, Cypriniformes, Cyprinidae.
AUGGCCUUGGUGGCCAUCAAUGGCAGAAGCUGCUACAAUCAUCAUUUUUACCCGAGCUCAGGAGGAAAAGAGAAAGAUACCUUGAGGCUGAGGGCAGAGGAAUUGCGCAUCAUGUUACUGGGUGUGCUAAGAGGUCCUGGAAAAAGUUCAUCUGGAAACACCAUCCUCGGCUGUAACGCCUUCAACACGGACAUGCAGCUGAGCAGAGUCACACAGUUCUGUGAAAGAGCUUCUGGAAACAUCAACGGCCGACCCGUGGCUAUAAUCGACACGCCGGGGCCGGUGGGAAACUUAACUAAUGAGGACAAGAACAUACAUAAAUUAAUCCAGAACAUGUUUGGGAAGAACGUUUGGAAUUACACAGUUGUUCUGUUCACACACGGAGAUCGACUAGAGGGGAAAAUGCCAAAUGAUGUGAUUGCCAGCUCAGACAAAGACCUUAGAGACUUUAUCCGCACAUGCAGUGGAGGAUUUGUGUUCUUCAAUAACAAGAACAUGGGAAACUUUGAGCAAGUGACCAAACUACUGGAGAAGAUUGAUGCCUUGGUGGCCAUCAAUGGCAGAAGCUGCUACAAAUCGUCAUUUUACCCGAGCUCAGAGAGAAAGAUACGUGAAAAACAAGAGAAGAUUCUGGAGGAGAAACAGGAAGAGAUUGCACGAAAGGAGAGAGAGCUGGAGGAGAAUUAUGAAGAUAGGGAGGAGUUAGAGAGGAAAAAGCGUGAGCUCUGGAGAGUGGAAGAGGAAGAUGCACGGAGACUAGCCGAGAAUCCACCAAGACGCAAAACUCUAGCUAUAAAUCUCACCAGAGCCCACUCAUCUAUAAGAUCACAGAGCAUCCACUAA